Molecule: messenger RNA, 318 nt
Organism: Bipolaris victoriae FI3
Lineage: Eukaryota; Fungi; Ascomycota; Dothideomycetes; Pleosporales; Pleosporaceae
Exons: 1
Coding region: 1-318 (105 amino acids)
Source: RefSeq, a predicted model, not a curated record
AUGCGGCAUAACGCCUUGCUCUUUCACUCUCCACACGCUAGCUCUGCUCUCCUCUACCCACAGCCUCUCCCACUGCCGGCAGUGCGACCUUCCAAACGCAUCCUGUCCUCCGUUCAGACCCAUCGCGACUCGACUCAACGGGCGGUGCGACCCGUCGUCGACACAGCGCUAGGUGCACCUGCCUCUCACAAAGGCCAUCGAGAUUGCUCUCGUUUCGCCCCGGCCAGUUCCAGCCCCCAGCCCACUGCCCCAGCCUCUCAGCGCGCCCGUGCCGGGGAUGAUGAUGUUUUUUUCUUACCGUCGGUUGCUGGACCCUGA